UAAAAGGGAAAGAAGAAUAAUAUUCAAAAAGCCAAAAGGGAGAGUAAAAGCAAGUAAAUCUUGAAGCAAGCAUCUUCAGCAUCGUUGCAGGAUCAAACGCGUUACUCACAUUUGUUCCAUUACCUGCCUAAGUUACUCGACGAAACUUCCUUCCAGGUUACGCAUCGAGAUGAGUUACUACGAUCAACACCAGCAUCAGCCUCCGAUCGGCGUUCCUCCUCCGCAGGGGUAUCCAACAAAGGAUGCUUAUCCUCCGCCAGGCUACCCAGUGCAAGGAUAUCCUCCACCGGGCUACCCCCAGCAAGGGUACGCUCCACCACAGUAUGCCCAGGCUCCACCUCCAAGGCAAGACACCAGUUUUCUUGAGGGAUGUUUAGCGGCACUCUGCUGCUGUUGCCUGCUGGAUGCUUGCUUUUGAAGAGAGGUGUCUGUUCAGCACAUUCGCGCGGUCAUUCCAGGAGGCAGCAUCAUUGUCAUCUUCUUUCAAGUAUGAUAUAAUUCAAUAGUAGGAUUUCUUUUGUUAGCUUUUGCCACAGACCACAACUUGUAGAAAUGUAUUAGCACGACUCGGAUAUUUUUAAAGACUCCAUUAUUGUCUGAAUUUUUGACA
Prosopis cineraria is the source of this 610-nucleotide messenger RNA. Its product is annotated as protein CYSTEINE-RICH TRANSMEMBRANE MODULE 13. Gene Ontology annotation, cellular component: plasma membrane. The transcript is spliced from 4 exons. Bases 170 to 418 code for a protein of 82 amino acids. The record is from RefSeq and is a predicted model, not a curated record. NCBI's taxonomy places the organism in Eukaryota, Viridiplantae, Streptophyta, Magnoliopsida, Fabales, Fabaceae.